AUGCCGGUGCAGGCCGCCCAGUGGACCGAGUUCCUGUCCUGCCCCGUCUGCUACAAUGAGUUUGACGGCAGCGGCCACCAGCCCAUCAGCCUGGGCUGCUCCCACACCGUGUGCAAGACCUGCCUGCACAAGCUGCACCGCAAGGCCUGUCCCUUCGACCAGACCCCCAUCAGCACGGAGCUCCACCUGCUACCCCUCAACCACGCACUGCUGCAGCUGGUGGGGGCUCAGGUGCCGGACGUCCAGCCGGUGUGUCUGAGCAGCGCAGAGGAGGCGGAGCACUACGAGGUCUGCAGGAUGUGUGUGGAGGAGUUAGCUCUGUACCUGAAGCCCAUCAGUGGAGCCAAAGGCUCGGCCGCCCUGAGCCCCAGCCUGCUCAGCCGGCCCAUGCAGAGGAAGCUUGUUACCAUGGUGAACUGCCAGCUGGUGGAGGAGGAGGGGCGUGUGCGGGUGGUGCGGGCGGGCCGGUCGCUAGGGGAACGCACGGUGACGGAGCUCAUCCUGCAGCACCAGAACCCCCAGCAGCUCUCCGCCAACCUCUGGGCGGCGGUGCGGGCCCGGGGCUGCCAGUUCCUGGGGCCGGCAAUGCAGGAGGAUGCGUUGAAGCUGGUUCUGCUGGCGCUGGAGGACGGCUCAGCGCUGUCCAGGAAGGUCCUGGUUUUGUUUGUGGUCCAGAAGCUGGAGGCCCGCUUCCCCCAGGCCUCCAAGACCAGCAUCGGACACGUGGUGCAGCUCCUCUACCGGGCGUCCUGCUUCAAGGUGACUAAGCGCGAUGAGGACUCGUCGCUGAUGCAGCUGAAGGAGGAGUUCCGGUCGUACGAGGCGCUGCGGCGAGAGCACGACGCGCAGAUCGUCCACAUCGCCAUGGAGGCGGGCCUGAGGAUCUCCCCGGAGCAGUGGUCCUCCCUGCUAUACGGCGACCUGGUCCACAAGUCCCAUAUGCAGUCCAUCAUCGACAAGCUGCAGUCUCCCGAGUCGUUUGCCAAGAGUGUCCAGGAACUGACCAUCGUCCUGCAGAGGACCGGAGACCCCGCCAACCUCAACAGCCUGCGGGCCCCUCUGGAGCUGCUGGCCAACAUCGACCACAACCCAGAUGAACUCUCUGUUCUUCUACCUCAUGCAGAUGCCCCGGCGCCGUCGUGGGAGGACCUAGAGAGUGUGAUGCUAGCGGUGAAGCUGGUGAUCCAGGGACUGGUGGAGUUCAUCCAGAACUUCAGCAAGAAGAACCAUGAAAGUCCACAGCCUCAGGCCAACAGCAAGUACAAGACCAGUAUGUGUCGGGACCUCCGCCAGCAAGGGGGCUGUCCCAGAGGAACCAGCUGCACCUUCGCACACACACAGGAUGAGUUGGAAAAGUUCCGACUGAGAAACAAGAAGAUCAGCAGCGCAGGUCGCCCCUUCCCCUUGUCCCAGGGGAUUAUGGGUAAGACCGUGACCAGCGGUGAGGGGGAAGAGCUGUCGGCGGGGGAGGGCCAGGCGUACCAGAGGACGCUGGAGAAGGCGGGGCCCGCUGCCUCAGAGACGGUUCCCACGGCGAUGUGCCAAGCCCAUCUCCUCCUGAAGAGCUCCUCGGGAACGGAGGAGAUAAUGAGGGGGACCGUCAACGGGGCCGGGGGGGACUCCGCCGGUCUGUCUGGGUCCAGCAGGUCUUCCGCAGGCUCCAUGGAACAGGCGCUGGCCUCUCCUCCCAGGACCCCGGUGAGGAACCCUUCCCCAUCGUCCUCCAUGGCAACCGUUGGACACCAGGAGUGUGGCGCUUCCAUGCCCAAACAAGGGCAUUUCCUGCUCCGGGCUACACAGCCUUCUCAGACAUCAGAGCUGUACUACCAGGAAAAUCAUCCUUACCAGACCUCCACCUCCUUCUACCCCUCCUCCCUCCACCCGCCCCACAAGCCCUGUCUGGCCCGCUUCCUGCGCUCCUCCAACGUGCAGGAGUCACACCUCCCCCCCUCCCCUUACCCCGCAGACCCCCAUCAGUCCUCCACCUCGUCCUCCUCUUCAUCGCCCUCCUCCUCCUCCUCCUCCUCUGCGUACGCAGCGCCUCCAUCCAGAGACCGGCUGGGGCCCCCCGCCUACCACGCCCACCCCCACCCGGGGCCGCACCAUCAGUACGGGCCCCUGGCGGCGGGACACUGCGUCUACGCCCCCCUGUACGACAGCAGGAGGGUGUGGAGGCCACAGCUGUACCACAGAGAGGACGCCAGGAGCAACUCCCUGCCCCCGGAGGUGCUGCAUGCGUCAGUGUACCAGCCGCCGCUGCGCGAGAGGUUCAACUCCUUAGACAGCAACUACUGCUCCGGUGUGGAGCACCGCCCAGGGCUGCACCAGGACUAUGGUCACGUUCCCCUCGGUUACGAGGAUCUGUUCAGGAGGAAGCAGGAGCAGUGGACCCAUCACCACCACCAUCACCACCAUCACCAUGGCAACACAAACAGGCCCUCCCAGUCCUCCCCCAUCUUCACUGUUGACUUCAGCUCAGAGCAUGUGGAGAACAGUGGGGGUCCGUGUGUGGGCUGCCGAUUCCGAGCGGAGGACAGCCUGGCCCACUACUCCCCCUGGUCCUGCAGCACCGUCCGGCCCUGCAUCAGCCCCUUCGAGCCCGACAGCCAGGGGCCCGGCCCCGCCCGGCCCUGCUCAGAGCGCUCGGAAGUGGACAGCAAAGGAGCAGGAAGUGGCAGCGUUGGCGGCGGGGACGCAGGGAAGCGGUGGCUGGCCUCCCUGGACCCCUACAGGCGACUGAAGGAAGAGGACCCCAUCAUUCCGUUUGGCGAGGGGCCCAUCAUCUCCAAGUGGGGGGCCAUCUCCCGGGCGGCCAGGACCGGCUACCACACCUCCGCCCCUGUCCAGGCCACGGCCUGCCAGGGCAGCGCCUCCACCACACCCAUCAGCCUCAGAGACUACGUCCCUCACUUGGAUCACAGCGACUACCGCUGGAGCUCCAGAGGUUCUGACUCCUCAAGUCACUCCAGCUUCCUAGAGAGUGAGCAGCUGUGCGUGUCAGACCUGGCCGCCCCCCGCAGGUCCCUGAGUGGCGAGGACCUGCCGACCCACCACCAGACGGCCUACAGCCAGGACCGGGAGCAGCCCAGCGAGCGCCCCCGCGGCCAGACAGAACCGGGUCGGGACAUCGAGCUGGAGCUGUCGGUGCUGGACCUGGAGGACUCGGACGCGCAGCCGGUCCAGUCCCAGGAGUCGUCUCAGGACCCCUCCUCCCUCCUCCUCCUGCAGCCCCCACCUCCCCCCUCCUCCUGCUCUGUCCCCCUACCAUCCCCUGAGGACGAGCAGGCCAGGCCAGACAAGGUGGACGCUCACCUGCUGAAGAAGAUGGCGUUCAGAAUGUCCCCUGGAGGUUUGAUGUCGGAGGGUCUUGGUGUUAGUAAACUGAUGCUGCGGACCAGACCACCUCGGCGGGGGAACACAGGGAGCUGCCCCCCCACCACCCUGGGAGCAGAGAUGCUGCUCAAUGGAAGCUAAGAAGACAAACACAGGCUGCGGAGUCAUAGACCUUGACUACUGAAGACAGAGUCAUAGACCUUCACUAAUGAAGACACACAGAGUCAUAGACCUUCACUACUGAAGACACACAGAGUCAUAGACCUUCACUACUGAAGACACACAGAGUCAUAGACCUUCACUACUGAAGACACACAGAGUCAUAGAGCUUCACUAAUGAAGACACACAGAGUCAUAGACCUUCACUACUGAAGACACAGAGUCAUUGAGCUUCACUACUGAAGACACACAGAGUCAUAGACCUUCACUACUGAAGACACAGAGUCAUUGAGCUUCACUACUGAAGACACACAGAGUCAUAGACCUUCACUACUGAAGACACACAGAGUCAUAGACCUUCACUACUGAAGACACAGAGUCAUAGAGCUCCACUACUGAAGACACACUGCGUCCCAGACCUUCACUACUGAAGACAUACAGAGUCAUAGAGCUCCACUACUGAAGACACACAGAGUCCCAGACCGUCACUACUGAAGACACACAGAGUCAUAGAGCUCCACUACUGAAGACACACAGAGUCAUAGAGCUCCACUACUGAAGACACACAGAGUCCCAGACCGUCACUACUGAAGACACACAGAGUCCCAGACCUUCACUUCCGAAGACACACAGAGUCAUAGACCUUCACUAAUGAAGACAAAGAGUCACAGACCUUGACUACUGAAGACAGAGAGAGUCAUAGACCUUCACUACUGAAGACAGAGUCAUAGAGCUUCACUACUGGAGAUAUUAAGAGUCACAGACCAUUACUACUGAAGACAUACAGAGUCUUAGAGUUUCACUACUGAAGUCACACAGAGUCAUAGACCAUCACUACUCAAGACAGAGUCAUAGACCUUCACUACUGAAGACACAGAGUCAAAGACCUUCACUACUGAAGACACACAGUCAUAGACCUCGACUACUGAAGACAGAGUCAUAGAUCUUCACUACUGAAGACACACAGAGUCAAAGAGCUUCACUACUGAAGACACAGAGUCAUAGAUCUUCACCACUGAAGACACAGAGUCAUAGAGCUUCACUACUGAAGACACACAGAGUCAUAGAUCUUCACUACUGAACAGUCCUGUUGCCUGCCUCACUGAUACAGGGUAGGAUCACCAAGUUCAUCUCGCGUAUUUCUUUGUUUUGUUUAUCUAUUCUCCUGUAGCAACUUAAGUGGCCAAUAGGCUCUGUGGCUUCCAAUAACCCAAGAGAUGAUUGGCAGGAGUGAUGAGUUAUUAACAUUGACCGCCCCACCCACCUUGUGACCUUAUCUGUGGGUUUCACAUUGCCUUGCAAGUUAAGUUCAUCCAUGUUGUUUCCCCCUGAUUACAUUAAGGUUGUGCUGUGGCCAACGCUUUUCAGCCACAUAACCUUAGGGUCAUCGGCCCAAUGGACAUUAUGCUCUUUUUGUUGCGUGUAGCUUCCGUUGUCAAUUUUCGUCAAAUGCACGGGUGUUGCUGUCAUUUUAUUUUUUAACUGGUAGACAUACGUUGCAAGCCUCGUUCGGCAUUCCCAUGUUCCGUUUAAUGUAAAAAAUGUCAGAAUAUCAAAUGAACAGCUUUAAGCAGCUUUAUGAAAGCUAUCAUAGACUGUUGGCUGUUGACUGUCAUUAUUUUACAAUAACUAGUAUCUACAUUAACUAUCAAACUCUAAAAUUACCCCUCACUAUAAAUUCCAACAUCGGUUCUUCCCAAUCAGUUAUUAUUAGAUCUUGUUUUGAAGUUUGUUCUGUUUUUCUGCGUGAUGUUUGCUCAUGAUGCUGUUCAACUCACCACAAUCACAAAGCUUCUGCCUGUGCAGACUUAUGCUUACAGACACACAGACGCACAAGGCUGUUUCAUUGUCUGGCUAGUCAAAUGACCCGUAAGCCCAUGACAAACUCCCAAUUCACCAGUACCCCACGGGAGCCUGGGAAACAACAGAAUACUGUUCGAAGCAGAGCUUCUUACCUACGCACUUUCACUGUCAUCGAAGGUGGUCUUUUGGUUAUAGUUUACAUAUUCCAACAUCAUUUCUACCUAAAAUAUCUUGGUCGGUCAGUGUAAUAUUAUACUGUUUUAUGAAACCGUUUACAUAUAUCUGUAUUAUCUUUCUUCCCACACGAUGGUGUCCGCACUAUUCACUUUAACAAGUGGUGAAAGCUGCAAUUAGUGUGUUUGGCAGCAGUAUUCAUGUGAAAUGUUACACAUUCUACACAUACACACGUUUGCACAAAUUUGUGUGUUGUGCUGAUGUGUGCGUGGGCCUUCAUUUCACUCGGUGGUGGCCUUUGAUUCACUGAUAAUGUGGUCAAGAUGUUACAGUACAAAAUAACCCUUAGGUCCAAAGCUUCUGACAACCAUUCUUGUAUUUGUGGUGCAUCAUGGCUUGCAAUAGCAGGUGGUCAAUAUUAUGAGAUCACUUUCAUUGAGAGCCACGGCAUCUCAGUUGCACUGCAGUUCAAGUUAGAUUUCACCAGUGUAAAUGUGUUCACUUUUACGCACCAAACUAAAGCCUUGUUUUGUUUCUCGUAUGUUCCCUGGCGUAUUCUUACUCGAUAUUCUACAAAGUUUGCCAACUUCUAUGAAGUUUUCUGUCAGUGUACUUUGUAUUUGGAACUUUGCUUUUUGAUAUUGUCGUGGUUGUCGUCUUUCGUGUUAACCUGUCAUCAGACAUAUGUUGUUACUGCAAAAAGCCCGUACACAGAGUUAGCAUUUUGUAGACGUCCUGAAUACUGUCUGGUGGUCAAUUCCCUCCAGUGUAAUGUGGCAGCAGCACCACCUGGAAGCAUUCACUCAAAGAAACCAUUAGGGCUUAUUAGAAUAUAAGAACCCCACCAUAUCUACGUACCCUUAUAUAGUACGUAGAUAGGGUCAUAUAUAUACAGUAUAUCCAAGCAGCUUGGUAUAUAUUCAGGAAAAGGCAGAAACUAUCUCAAUGUCUUUUGCUUUCGAAGGAGACAAGAAUGGAAAGAAUGGAGGAUCUUUCAUUUCCAACACGGGGGGAAAGCCAGGGUUGUUUCUUGUUGUUGUUGCUGUCACUUUGAGCUGCAUGGGGUGAAACAUUGUUGGAUCUGUUUUGUCAGCUGAGCGGUGGAAUGUGCUCAAGGCCAUUCAUUGCACCGAGAUAUGUGCUGAUGUAUUACAACCCCCUGUAUCUGUUUACAACCUCUCGUUUGAACUCAUGUAAUGUAAGUGCCAUGCUAUUUACAGUACAGUCCAUCAAUCCCCCAAUAUACACGUUAUUUUUAUUUUAUUUUGAGUGUUUCAACAUAAGAUAUGACAGGAGAAAAGGCUUGGGCAAUUCGAGGAAAAACGCAACAGUUUCAUAUUUUUUCCACUAGAGGGGGGUAGAUUGCUAUGUCUGGAUUCUCAGGGAUUCUUCAUGUCACUCGUGGAUUCAGCCGUUUUGGCACUAUCAUUAAGUAUUAACACGAAUGGCAUAGUGAUGUCAACGAAAUAACUUGCAAGUGUUUGCUAGUAUUUUCUCAUUUCUAUAUUGCCAUAAGCUUUGUUUGUAUUAUUAUUAUUAUUAUUAUUAUUAUUAUUAUUAUUAUUAUUAUUAUUAUUAUUAUUAUUAUUAUUAUUAUUAUUAUUAUUAAUGUCACCAUUAUCCAUACCCAAGAUGACAGGGUUUAAUGUCGAAACAUUAAUGUUUCAAAUUACUUCAGAAAAAGGUACAUUUCUGGUUUCCUUUGUUCAUAUCUGUUAGGCAUUGAUGUGUCCAUGUAUGGUGUGAUUGCUUUGCACUGUUUCCCACACCAUCACAGCUAAUGGUGAACGAGUGUCCCUCCACAUCCUGGCUCAUGCAUGCCAUAUAUUCCCAUCUGUGACAGCCGAGGAUGAAUGAUGGUUUCUGUAGUUGUGAUACAACACUCCCAGCGCUGUAAGAGUUCUGCACAUGCCCACUGUGUGGCCAGGCCAACUAUUGUAGUUUGCCUGCAGCAUUUUAAAUGUUUGCAAAAAAUAUAAUUGACAAUAGAAAUUCUAUUAUAAUUAUUAUCGUUAUUAUUAUCAAUUUUUUUCAGUUUUUGUGGGAAUUUGUGGCAGGUAUUCUAGGUGUGCUUUUCCUUUUGAAAUUUGAAGGUUUAUCAAGGUUGUUUCAAUAUUUAUAUCAGCCAAAAGUAGAUAAAUAGAGAAGAAGCCUGCUUAUCGAUUACAAACCUUAAGACGGAACGGAACCUUUGUUUUACUAUUAAUGUCUGUUAUUAGACAUUUCCUUUGAAAAUCAAUUGUUGGAUUGAAAUGCACAUGAAUCAUAUCGAGAGAUGGUACAGAUCUCUCCUCCUAUACAGCCAUCGUUGGAUGGAUGUGGAGCUUAGAUCAUCAUGUGUGACAACCUGUGAUGACCAGCACUCUAAGGGUUAAACUCCAAGGGACAGAUGGAGUAAUAUGUCAGAGUGAGGAAACAUCAGCUCCCUGAAGUUCCUAUGUAUUAAAGAUGUCCCCGUAUUAAUGAAUAAUACUGUUAUGUAUUCCAUUUAUUUCCUCGGAAAUACCACAAUGUGAAGAGAUCUGUGUUUUGCUUACUGUAGGACAGGAAUAGACCAACGAGGACGGUCGCUGUGCUCUUUAAAGAUAUUUCUACAAAUGUUUAAUGUUGAACUAUUAUUAUGAUAUUGUAUUUUUCUGGUUGGUUGGGCUGUUUUGCACUUAUUCACGAGCAGGUUGGCCUUUCGGAGCGAUGUGCUGCUCUGUUACACUGAAUGAAGAGGAACAGGCUGAUAUCAGCCCCAGAACCCGCAUGCUUCAAUAAAGAAAAACCAAUCACAGGA
Gadus morhua (Atlantic cod) is the source of this 8251-nucleotide messenger RNA. RefSeq names its product ring finger and CCCH-type domains 2 (gene rc3h2). The record is from RefSeq and is a predicted model, not a curated record. Gene Ontology annotation, biological process: nuclear-transcribed mRNA catabolic process, deadenylation-dependent decay; protein polyubiquitination; ubiquitin-dependent protein catabolic process. Lineage: Eukaryota; Metazoa; Chordata; Actinopteri; Gadiformes; Gadidae. Gene Ontology annotation, cellular component: cytoplasmic stress granule. Gene Ontology annotation, molecular function: mRNA binding; RNA stem-loop binding; metal ion binding. The coding region runs from base 1 to 3474 and encodes 1157 amino acids. The transcript is spliced from 19 exons.